AUGGGGCAAAGCAGAAAAAGUAGUGUCGUCACAGAUAGGUCGUCUGGGAACUUCGGCGACCAGCCUUUGUCUCCACCAGACACGCCAUGCCCUCCCUUUACAAGGAAAUAUGGUGACGCAAAUCAUAGCAUUCCGAAAGAUUACACAGAGGCUGGCCGCUUUAUUCCACCUUGGGAAGCUGCGAAGCAAAUUGCACUUUCCCCUGGGGAGCUGUCAGUGGACAACUGGCAGGUAAACUACGACCCGCAUGCUCCUGAUCUUGAGGCCACUUGGAACCCUUAUGCAGGGCUACACCUCAGAAGUCCUUCACAUUGUGAGACUCAUGGAAUGCAACAAAUCAACGCUAGCAUUUAUCAUUUAGGAGAUGUCAGAGCUCAAACUUCGGAGCAAAAGCAAACAAGCAAAUAUGAGCUCUCUGACCCUGGCCUGCAUAAGGCUCGACCAAACAGCAGCACUCCUAAUACAAUGCACCUGCUAAGUGGGAUUAGCUGUGUUGGAGCUCCUUCACCCUUGCUGCAGAAAAUCCCCGUAGUGCGACCGCAGCAAAUGGUGCAUCUCUGUAUCAUGACACUAGCAAGUGUGGGGUAUGUGCUGAUCCUCACAGAACAAAUAGGGCUGACACAUCUCGUGGCUUCCAAUCCACUCGAUCAACUCUCGAUGCCGAUGGCAGCCUGUGCAGCUGUUUGCUUGGCAUAUACGUGCUAUGUUACCGUGCUCCAAUGCAUAGGGGUCAAAAUCGAGGAAGCAGGUACUAGCGCUCUUCUGGAGAUAAAACACCCUUCCUCGGACUUUUCGUCUACAUGUUCGCCUAUCCAUGGCCUAAAGUCUGUGCAAAGGUCGCAAGAGCUACAAAAGCGGUUUACGUCAGAUGUUCUGAGAGCGUUGGCUAGUUGCGUAUUAUGCGAUAUGUUGCGAACUGAUACACCACUCUGGCCACUGCUAAACAUGCCUUUAAAUGCCAGCAAUAAACCACUCGCUGAUCCGCCAGUGUUUGCACCUUCACCCCGGGGUGCAUUAAUUGGCAUUUUCGGAUACCCCCCGCGCCACGCAGAAGGGCAAGCACGCUUUUCCUACUUACUACGGCUGCGCCACAUCCUUCUCCCAAUCAUGGCAGAUGGAGCACGCAUCGUAGGCUUGUGGUUUGCCUUUAAGGCUCUACGCCAGAUUCAUGGAACGGAAUCAGCUCAGAAUUAUCCGCGUCAAGUGAAACACUGUCGUGCCCGUCAAGGCCACAUGAUGGUCCUAGUACUUGCUGCUGUCUUGAUAGCUUCUGUCAUAUUUUGUCAGGCAUUUUGGAGCUCAGCUUGCUUCGAUUCUUUAAGAGACCUGUUUCCGCCUGUGGGGGAACGGGCUGCGUUUCUUGCUGGCCUUCUUUUGCGCGCUCACGCUAUUCUUCUCGCAAUAGUCGCUGCUCUCAGCGGCUGUGUUUUAGCUGCAGCUUUUGGUCGCCUUUCUCACAGGCAGUCAGUUACCUUGUCCAAACUUUUUGGAGUUGUAUCGUCUCUUUCCUUCUUAUGCUACGUUCUUUUUGACGUCUUCAUUGCAGCAGCUCCCUCUUUACGCCAUGGUUGUGCACCCGAUUCAGGAUCAGCAGAAAUGCACAGCGGUUUUUCAGCCAUCAAGGCGUUCGCUACAGCAGCAACGGUAGCUCAUUUGCUGGCUCAGUUGUGCCUCAGCUUGAGCGUAAUUACCUUUGGGUUCAAGGAUGCGCUUGUGAAUGUUGCAUCUAAUAUUCAAAGCAGAAACGAAGCACAUUGCUUGGGGUUCGUAAACAGACCAACUGAAGGGAACUAG
Molecule: messenger RNA, 1794 nt
Organism: Cyclospora cayetanensis
Lineage: Eukaryota; Apicomplexa; Conoidasida; Eucoccidiorida; Eimeriidae
Exons: 1
Coding region: 1-1794 (597 amino acids)
Source: RefSeq, a predicted model, not a curated record